This is a messenger RNA of Physcomitrium patens, 2491 nucleotides long. Its product is annotated as transmembrane 9 superfamily member 7. Gene Ontology annotation, biological process: protein localization to membrane. NCBI's taxonomy places the organism in Eukaryota, Viridiplantae, Streptophyta, Bryopsida, Funariales, Funariaceae. Gene Ontology annotation, cellular component: membrane. The record is from RefSeq and is a predicted model, not a curated record.
AGCUUGAGGGCGGGGGAAGUCGAGGAAGCGUUGCCGAGCUGCUCUUCGCGGUGGGAUUGUAACAAACCCUCGCAAUCGCGAGACGGUGUUCGUGUGCGCAUUCGCUCGUGUUUUUUGGAGUAUGGGGUGGGAUCUGCGCCUCGUGGGUGUUUGUUGAGGUUUAGCGCGCUUGAAUCGAGCUCGGAAGAAGGACUCCACUGUUAAAUUUGUUGCUCGUGGUCGCCAUGGCGGUACCGAUGGCCGCCUCCUCGCUCGUCGUUUGGAUGCUGUUGACGCUGCCACUUGUGUCUGGGUUCUAUUUGCCUGGUGUGGCGCCUCUGGACCUUGCGCAGGGUGAUAAGGUCCAAGUGAAGGUGAACAAAUUAACGUCCACGAAAACACAGCUACCAUAUGAGUAUUACUCUCUUGACUACUGCAAGCCAAAAAAGGUUGAAAACAUGGCUGAGAACCUUGGUGAGGUUCUUCGUGGCGACCGCAUAGAGAAUUCUCCUUAUGUCUUCAAAAUGAAGGUGAAUGAACAAUGUAAAAUUGUUUGCAAAACAAAACUCAGUGAAAAGUCUGCUAAGAUCUUCAAAGAAAGGAUUAAGUAUGACUACCGUGUGAACAUGAUCCUUGAUAACCUGCCAGUGGCAAUGGUCAACACGGAAAGCCGAAUCAAGAUCUAUGACCGGGGAUUUCCCGUUGGUCAAACGUUGUCCUUGAGUGAUGUAAAAAAUGAAGAGAAAAAAGUCGAUUUGAAGUAUUUCAUCUUUAACCACCUCAGCUUCGUUGUGUCGUAUCACCAAGAUCCUGUCUCUACAGAUUCCAGAAUCGUUGGCUUUGAGGUGGCUCCUCAUAGUGUGAAACAUGAAUAUGGAACAUGGGAAGAUGAGAAGACUAAAUUGAAGACUUGUAACCCAGCCCAGAAGGUGACUGUUCCCGGUCAUCAAGCUCCUCAGGAAGUCGUGGCGGAUGGAGAAAUAAUCUUUACAUACGACGUGAAAUUCGUACCUAGUGAUGUGAAGUGGGCAUCUCGGUGGGACACGUAUUUACUGUCGCAAGAUGACCAGAUCCAUUGGUUUUCGAUUAUCAAUUCCUUGAUGAUUGUCCUCUUCCUUUCCGGCAUGGUAGCCAUGAUCAUGAUGCGAACCCUCCACCGCGACAUCUCAAACUAUAAUCAAUUGGACACUUUAGAGGAAGCCCAAGAAGAAACUGGAUGGAAACUGGUUCACGGAGACGUGUUUAGACCUCCCAUCAAUGCUGGAUUACUGUGUGCUUACGUGGGCACAGGGGUGCAAUUCCUAGGAAUGACCGUGGUGACAAUGAUCUUCGCCCUCUUUGGUUUUCUGUCGCCAGCAAACAGGGGUGGCCUUAUGACAGCCAUGCUUCUCUUGUGGGUCUUCAUGGGUUUGUUCGCUGGGUACUCUUCCGCCCGUCUUUACAAGCAAUUCAAGGGCACUGACUGGAAACUCAAUACCCUGAAGACGGCCUUCAUGUUCCCGGGCGCCGUUUUUGUGGUCUUUUUCAUCUUAAACGCUAUUAUCUGGGGACAAAAAUCCUCAGGAGCUAUUCCUUUCACGACGAUGAUUGCACUUGUCCUCCUGUGGUUUGGUAUCUCCGUACCGCUAGUCUUCGUUGGCAGCUACUUUGGAUUCAAGAAACCCGCUGUAGAUGACCCGGUCAGAACCAACAAGAUUCCCAGACAAGUGCCGGAACAGGCUUGGUACAUGCAGCCCGUAUUUUCAAUCUUGAUCGGAGGAAUUCUGCCUUUUGGAGCCGUCUUCAUUGAGCUUUUCUUCAUCCUGACCUCAAUUUGGUUGAAUAAGUUCUAUUACAUUUUUGGCUUCCUCUUCUUGGUAUUCCUGAUCCUCGUGGUGACGUGCGCCGAGAUUACCAUUGUGCUCUGCUACUUCCAGUUGUGCAGCGAAGACUACAACUGGUGGUGGAGGGCAUAUUUUACAGCUGGCUCAUCCGCUCUAUACCUCUUCCUGUAUGCAGCGUUCUACUUCUUCACGAAGCUUGACAUCACUAAGGUUGUAUCUGGGAUCUUGUACUUCGGCUACAUGCUCAUCAUCUCCUAUUCCUUCUUUGUGCUCACUGGAACUAUGGGCUUCUACGCCUGCUACUGGUUUGUGCGCACGAUUUAUGCUGCAGUGAAGAUCGACUAAAUUGGAGCGCAUUUACAGAUGACUAUUAUUCUUAGUCUAAAGAGAUUAUUUUGAUGAUGGGGAGGUGGGCUAAAGCUGAUGGGUCAAUUUAUUGUGGAGAGGUCCAACUGUAAUUGACCUAGUAGAAUCCUUGUCGCUACUGCGAGAAUAGUGUCAGAGGGAUUGGACGUAUGUGCAUUAGCUAGCUAUUGCUCUGAAGACUCCUGGUAUUUCUAGCCCGUCCAGGAUACUGCAGUUUUUCUCAGCGCGUGUUGGCCAAAGUAGAGGACCCCGCUCUUUCAUGUACUGGCAGAACAUAUCUUCUCGAGCGUGAAGUAAAACGAUACAGCCGUUCUGAUGCUACA